Nothoprocta perdicaria is the source of this 4142-nucleotide messenger RNA. RefSeq names its product ral guanine nucleotide dissociation stimulator like 1 (gene RGL1). NCBI's taxonomy places the organism in Eukaryota, Metazoa, Chordata, Aves, Tinamiformes, Tinamidae. Gene Ontology annotation, biological process: positive regulation of GTPase activity; Ras protein signal transduction. The record is from RefSeq and is a predicted model, not a curated record. Gene Ontology annotation, cellular component: plasma membrane. The transcript is spliced from 20 exons. Gene Ontology annotation, molecular function: guanyl-nucleotide exchange factor activity. Bases 297 to 2585 code for a protein of 762 amino acids.
AGGGCGAGCGCCGGCCGCCCGCCCUCCCGCCACCGAGCUUGAGUCCUGGAAAAUCAGCUGGCUUCUUCUCGGCAGGCGGGGUUCCAGAUGACCGCAAAUAGAAGCUCUACAAAGAUGAACAACUUCUCUCUUGAGUGCUGAGGCACAGAAUUCCUCCUUCAAGUCCCUGGUUCUUCACAGUAUUAGUAGAAGACAGUGCAACAGCAACCAUUUGAGCAACGACGUGUCUGCACAAACUGCUAAGGGCAAGUCACUGGCGUAUGGGCUGUAGCACCUGACUAUAUGAUAUUUUACAGAUGGAAGAGAGCUCAAUUCAGGACUGGGGUGAAGAGGUAGAAGAGGGAGCUGUUUACCAUGUCACCCUCAAAAGAGUGCAGAUUCAGCAGGCUGCCAACAAAGGAGCCCGAUGGCUAGGGGUUGAAGGGGACCAGUUACCUCCAGGACAUACUGUCAGCCAAUAUGAAACGUGUAAGAUCAGGACAAUUAAAGCUGGAACUUUGGAGAAACUUGUGGAGAACCUUCUGACAGCUUUUGGGGAUAACGAUUUUACCUAUAUCAGUAUCUUUCUGUCAACCUACAGGGGCUUUGCUUCUACUAAGGAAGUACUGGAACUUCUCCUUGACAGGUAUGGAAACCUGGAGACCUCAAGCUGUGAAGAUGAUGGGAAUCAGAAUUCCUCCGGGUCCAAAACAGUACUCAGGAAUGCGAUAGCAUCAAUYUUAAGAGCCUGGCUUGACCAGUGUUCUGAGGACUUCAACGAGCCCCCCAACUACCCAUGUUUGCUGAAAUUGCUGGAUUAUCUGAAGAGAAGUAUGCCCGGCUCUGACCCGGAGAGGAGGGCGCAGAACCUCUUGGAGCAGUUCCAGAAGCAAGAAGUGGAAAAUGACAAUGGGUUCCAUAGCACUUCGCCAUGUAAUCUAGAUGAUGAAGAGGAAAUGGAGAUUAGUGGUCCAGAAGAAUUCUCUUUUUUCCAAGAAGACCUUGUGGCAGAGCAGUUGACAUACAUGGAUGCAAAGCUCUUUAAGAAAGUUGUGCCCCACCACUGUCUGGGAUGCAUCUGGUCUCAAAGGGAUAAGAAAGAGAACAAGCACCUGGCACCCACCAUCAGAGCCACCAUCUCUCAGUUCAAUGCAGUUACCAAAUGUGUUGUCAGCACUAUCCUGAAGAGCAAGGAACUCAAAACACAGCAGAGAGCCAAGAUCAUUGAGAAGUGGAUUCAUAUUGCACAUGAAUGUCGGAUCCUGAAGAAUUUUUCCUCCUUGAGGGCCAUCGUUUCAGCACUGCAGUCCAACUCCAUCUAUCGGCUAAAGAAGACCUGGGCUUCGGUUCCAAAGGACAGAAUGCUGAUGUUCGAAGAGCUGUCUGAUAUCUUCUCAGAUCAUGACAAUUAUUUGACAAGUAGAGAGCUGCUAAUGAAGGAAGGCACUUCCAAAUUUGCAAAUCUGGACAGCAGCGUGAAAGAAAACCAGAAGAGAACACAGAGGCGUCUUCAGCUCCAGAAGGAUAUGGGAGUAAUGCAGGGCACAGUACCAUAUCUUGGUACCUUCCUCACUGAUCUGACCAUGCUUGACACAGCUCUUCAGGACUAUAUUGAGGGUGGCCUGAUAAAUUUUGAGAAGAGGCGAAAGGAAUUUGAAGUCAUUGCCCAAAUUAAGCUCUUGCAAUCUGCAUGUAACAGCUAUUGCAUGGCAGCAGACCAAAAAUUCAUCCAGUGGUUCAAGAAACAGCAGCUUUUAACUGAGGAAGAGAGUUACAGCCUUUCAUGUGAGAUCGAGGCAGCUGCUGACACUAGCGCCACAUCCCCGAAGCCUCGGAAAAGCAUGGUGAAGAGGCUCAGCCUACUGUUUCUGGGAUCCGAGGUGAUCACCAACAGCACACCCACCAAAGAGCAGCCCAAAUCUACUCCGAGUGGGAGCUCUGGUGAAAGCAUGGACUCCGUCAGUGUCUCRUCGUGCGAGUCUAAUCAUUCUGAAUCUGAAGAGGUCUGCAUCACUCCCAUAGACACUCCCGACGAGCCUCAGAAAAAGCUCUCUGAAUCCUCCUCCUCCUGUUCAUCCAUCCAUUCCAUGGACACAUCUUCCUCAGGGGUGUCAUCCUUAACCAAUAUAAUCUCAUCCCCGCCCUUCUUGUCCUCCAAUCCCAAGAUCCACAAACGCUCUGUCUCCGUGACAUCCAUUACCUCAGCAGUGCUGCCUCCUGUUUACAACCAGCAGAACGAGGACACGUGCAUCAUCCGCAUCAGCGUGGAGGACAACAACGGCAACAUGUACAAGAGCAUUAUGUUAACUAGCCAAGACAAAACUCCUGCUGUCAUCCAGAGAGCUAUGUCAAAGCACAACCUCGAAUCCCAUGCCGCUGAGGAAUACGAGCUUGUACAAGUCAUCUCUGAGGACAAAGAGCUAGUGAUUCCAGACAGUGCGAACGUGUUCUAUGCCAUGAACAGCCAGGUGAAUUUUGAUUUCAUCUUGCGGAAAAAAGCACCAGUUGAUGGGCAGGUGAAAAUGAGGAGCCGGUCGAGUCUAACACUCCCCAGAACUGCCAAACGGGGGUGCUGGAGUAACAGGCACAGCAAAAUUACGCUUUGAAGGGGAGAAGUGUACACACAGGUGAACUGAUUGAGAAAAUACCUUUGCUACCAUCCAGUAUUACAGAGUCACAGCAAAUGAAUGUGUCAGUAUUCAACUUUGAAAAUAUUUGAGACUUAAAUGCAAAGCCAGAGGUGUCUUUCUCCUCCACUGACUAUGGAGAUACAGACAGACAUGGAUUUAUGGGACAGUCUGGACUAGGAAUUUUUUCUUUUGCACAUUAGCCUAGGAAGGUUAGAGCCCCAUUUACAGGGGAAAACAGGACCGGUUGUCUUAAGAACGCCACCUAAGCCAACUCCUCUUGUGAGAAAACAUCUUCUUUUGUGCCAGUAUUAUAUAGAACAUCUAAAUUUAUUUUUAUAAAACUGGAGAAGAAAAGUCACAAUAAGACUCUGCCUGAACCAAGGAGGAGAUCCCAGCCUGCCUGCCACAGCCAGAGAGCACUGCACAAGGUGAGGGUGAGCUGAGAGCUACUGGCGGUUGCUGCCUCCAGGAGGCAUCUGAGUUCAUGGGUGGGAGUGUCCCAAACACUCAUCUCUGGAGACAAAAGAAGCUACAAUUGUGUGUAUUGCUUUCACACAGCUGGCAACUUUUUUUUGCACUUGUUCAAUGCCAGAAAAAUGCAUAUUUUGGAUUUUUUUCCAAAGAACAUUAAAGGAAUGGGCUGCACUUGCUUUUGGAUGAAUGUCAUGAUUUGUUAAUGAACAAGGCAAACUCAAACACUACUUGUCUGGAUUUUGUGCUUGUUUUAAUGCCACUACAUUGUGGUUUUCCUUACGCUUUGCUAACCUGUUGAACAGAAGUAGAUGCGUUUUGCAUGUACUCCAAAAUGACUGAUGUACCUCUUUAUAAUGUGCAAUCACUCUUCAGGAGCAAAACUUUUGCCUGCAUUAAUACACAUCUUCAUUCCAUGAGAAGCAACUACAUUACCUUUUGUUUUAAAAGCGAGUAUUAGGAGGAGACAGCCAGGUUUACUGUAUUGCCCAGAACAACCAGAGAUUUUUUUUUAUAUACUUGUAGCAUUAUUAUGCAUAGCCUCCAAACACCUCCCUUGCUCUUUAUAUACAUCUAUUAAAUGAAUGGUACAUCCUUUCAGCUGGAAUAAAAAAAUUAAUCAUAUGUUCUCUGUGAAACUUUAAAUAACAUAUUUCUAUGUCUCUUGCCAGAAUACAGCCUUCCUUGUAAGGACACAGGGGUUUUAUUUUAAAAAGCCAUAAAUGAGACAAUGGAUUGUAAACAACCCUUACUGAACAGACAGUCUUGGGAUACAUUACUAUUAGUUAAAAUAAACUUAAAUACUGAAUUUUAUCCAUGUCUGGGGCAUUUUUAUCAGGUCUGUAGCAGUAAAUUUUAAAGCUGGGCUCAGAUUAUGUUAACAUACAGUUAGUGAUAAACUCAUGAUGCCAAAAAAUGUYGGGUCAUACUAUAUUUGACAUUAUUAUUUAAAAAAUCAUCAUCACCAUUUACAAAUAGCACCAUGCACACUAGACUGAGUAGUGUAAAAACACAACGUGUACGUUUGGUGGGAGGGUAAAGAUGUCGAGUUUGUAACUGAGC